UCCGGUAGGGUACGGGUAUCGGGUACGGGUAGCUGGGUAUCGGGUAGGGUACGGGUAUCGGCUACCUGAUUGCGACCUCUGCCCUGCAGGUGUCCCCCAUGAAGAACUGCCGCGAGCACUUCGUCCUGGGGGCGCUGGGCGGCCACCUGAUGUCCGCCGGCGGGCGCAACGAGCUGCGCCAAGUGUUGCCCACAGUGGAGCGCUACUCCCCCGGGGACGACUCGUGGACCUUCGUGCGCCCCUUCGACCGCUCGCUCUCCUGCCACGCCGGCUGCGUGGCGGACGGGCGCCUCUGGGUGUCGGGUGGCGUCACGAACACUGCCCAGUACCAGAACUCGCUGCUGGUUUACGACCCCGCGCUGGACGUGUGGUCCCCGUGCAGCGCGAUGCCCCAGCGGCGCGUCUACCACUCGAUGGCGGCCGUGUGCCGUCGGCUCUACGUGCUGGGGGGCAACGACCUGGACCACAACAACGACCGCAUCAUGGUGCGCCACAUCGACCGCUACAGCCUGGACACCGACCAGUGGACGCGCUGCACCGCCGCCCUCAGAAAAGGUCAGAAUGAAGCCGGAGUCGCAGUGCACGCUGGGAAAAUAUACCUGGUGGGCGGCUACUCCAUCGUCAUCAACGAGCCCCUCGCAUCGGUGCAGAUCCUGGACGUGUUUGCUGGAUGGGGGGAUCAGGGUGACCAGGGCGGCGAGCGGCUGCUCACUGGGCCCGCUCUGCCCUUCGCCUCCAACGGCGUCGCCGCAUACUUCCUGCCCCGACCCAGCACCUGCAAACCCCACAGCUUGUGACGCGUUUGUCCGUCGGCCGUUCCUCGACGUUUCGCAGCACGCGCCCCGCUAAGGCUUCUCUCUCUGCGGGUAGCCUCAACUCCGUUCUACCCCGAAUCCUUCUCGGUACUCGAUGGAUAAAGCUUCCACCCCCACCCCCACACACCUGAGACACGCGUGGGCCUCGAAACGUCGGACCUCGUUGACGGAUGCGCAGACGCGUGGGGCGGCGGCGGUGGUGACGGACCCCCCCCCCCCAGUGCACCAAACCAGUGACCAGCCGCGUGGUGCAAUACGGUCAAAGCAACUCCCCAAAGGGCUGCACGUUACUAAUAAAAGAUCUUGGCGAGGAACGCUUUUAGCUUCACUUAUUACAUCAGCAUUGGGCGGUGCUUCGCCUUCCCCUGGUAGCUCCGUGGUGGAAAUUCCACGUUCCUGUGGCCGGGGUAGAGGGGGGCGGGGGGGGGAACCAGCGUCUCCUGAAUGAGUAAGCGAUUCCCUUAACCCCCCAUCGUACUUGAGCGAGACCCAGGCGGUAUUCGCCGUACGGUCAUCGAUUUUUAUUCCGAUUCCGUGCCGACGGCGUACGACGCGCACGCGGCCAUCGCAACGCAAACCAGAAGAAAAGAUUCGCAACAAUAACGAUGUGUUGGGCACAACGAGGCUCCCACCCGUGCCUCGCGGCAAGGGCAGCGCGUGGCAAUCUCCAUCUGUCGUGCACACGGGUACGUGCAGACCCACAGAGACGCACGGAGACACACAAAGUUGGGGCAAAUGCUGUUAGCGAGCAGCGACGAUGAGAUGACACCAGAGGUCGCAAACGGGUUUUGAUUCCUUACCCGUACCCGGCCGCACCAGGGUCGCAAACGGGUACCCGUACCCAUACCCGGCCGUACCCGUACCCUACCCGUACCCGGCUGAGUACGGGUAGGGUACGGGUAUUGGGUACCCGAUUGCGACCUCUGGGAUGAAGCCAUGUUGCAGGCGCGGGUGGGUUGAUACUAGGAACUUGAAUUGUGAGAAGAGACAAGACGUUGGGAAAUGAGUGACAAACAGUUACUCACCAGUGACUCACGGCCUACCCGUACCCGGCCGCACCAGGGUCGCAAACGGCUACCCGUACCUAGCCGGGUACGGGUAGCCGGGUAUCAGGUAGGGUACGGGUAUCGGGUACCCGGUUGCGACCUCUGGAUGACACACACACACACGCAUCACGCAUGUAAAAUAUAGGGGACCAAAUAAAAGAAAAUCUAUAUUAAAGUUAUUUUUUAUUAAGUUUACAUUGAGUACAAACGGCGCCAGUCCAUUUCGUCAUUCGUUCGAAACUUUACGCGUCCGAUUGAAAUAAAUAAAUAAAACAUUAACCUGGGUCAAGCUCUUCGCGUUAGAAAGUGGAAAUGCAUAGCGGCCCAAACCCGUACUGUUCACGCCGUGUUCUUGCACGGGGAGAUUGCGUUCUUCAGGUCCACACGGCGCACAGCCGGUUCAAUACGGGCGACAAAGAAAUAAAAAUGUCUGUUUGUUUGUGUUUCUCCCUUGCGAUGGGACUUUGUAGGACAAACGUCGAGGUUUAUAAAGGGCACGGGGUGACCGAUAAGGUCUGAAUCGGUCCGUGGUAAGGUAGGGAGGGCAUUGGUCGGGGGUUGACAGGUAUGGAGACCCACAGAGACCCCCACAGAAAUCCAUAGCUGUCAACCCAUACGGUUUACCCUGUACUUUUGCACGGGGAAUUUGCGUUCUUCAGGUCCACACGGUGCACAGCCGUUUCAAUACGGGCGACAAGAACUAAUAAUGUUUUGGCGCCGGCUGUCGUAGAUUGGUGGCGGUCGUGCCGACACAGUUCUCCGCGGUGAGCAGCGACAUCUUUAAAAACGCCGCUGCUGCUGCUACUGCUGCUACUGCUGCUGCUGCUACUGCUGCUGCUGCUGCUACUGCUACUACUGCUACUACUGCUGCUGCUACUGCUGCUGCUACUGCUGCUGCUACUACUGCUACUACUGCUGCUGCUACUGCUGCUGCUGCUACUGCUACUACUGCUACUACUGCUGCUGCUACUGCUGCUACUGCUGCUACUGCUGCUGCUGCUACU
This is a messenger RNA of Lethenteron reissneri (Far Eastern brook lamprey), 2865 nucleotides long. Its product is annotated as kelch-like protein 32. The record is from RefSeq and is a predicted model, not a curated record. Gene Ontology annotation, molecular function: protein binding. NCBI's taxonomy places the organism in Eukaryota, Metazoa, Chordata, Hyperoartia, Petromyzontiformes, Petromyzontidae.